Messenger RNA from Musca domestica (house fly), 7359 nucleotides. RefSeq names its product mucin-17 (gene PAPLA1). Gene Ontology annotation, molecular function: metal ion binding. Gene Ontology annotation, cellular component: COPII-coated ER to Golgi transport vesicle. Lineage: Eukaryota; Metazoa; Arthropoda; Insecta; Diptera; Muscidae. The transcript is spliced from 9 exons. The record is from RefSeq and is a predicted model, not a curated record. The coding region runs from base 224 to 7210 and encodes 2328 amino acids.
UCCUACGGGUCGAAGAAAAUUUGUUUUUAUCAAAAAUCGCAAUCAAACGGCGUGUAAAAAUUUCCGUAACUUCUCACAAGCAAUUCUCUUUGCACUCCUGUGCGUUGUAACAAAAGUGCAUUUAUCGAGUACGUGUGUGUCUCUCUUUCUGUCUGUAUCUGUGUGUUUUCGUGAAUACCCAUUUUAUUAGAGUGCAUUCCACAAUCCUCCUUCGGUGUAAAUAAUGAGUGAUUCUUCGAAACCACAACAGCAGCGCUCGGGCGCAACUCCAAUUAAAAAUCCUCUGUUAAGUGCUUCUGUUACAGGUCUAACAUUUGAUGAUUUUCCCAAUAAGCCUCAAUUGUUGCCGGCUGCUCCACCAAUUGUCCAUGCACCAGUGCCACCGCCAUCGGUCACACCCUCAGCAUUAUUAGGAAGAGAACCCAAGUCUCUGGUUACGGUCGGCUCAUCGUCAUUGGAUACGGAAAAUCUUGAUGAAAUCAAUUUGAAUGCCUCCGCCACUGAAGAGACGACGACCACCUCUUCGGAUGCCAAUGCAAAUCUGCUGUGGGAACAGCAACAAUCCUCGACCAGCGAUUCAAUACUAAGUCAAGCGGCUUCAUCAUUUUCUGCCCUGCCAUCGGUGGCCUCGAAUGUCUUUUCGUCGUUUUCGAAACGUAUAACAGGUAUAUCGAGUCGGGAAACAACACCAGGUUACGAUACCAAUUCUGCAGAUUCCAAUGGGAAUAACUCCAAUGUGCCACAAUUAGAUAUACAACCGAACUAUACACAGCAACAACAACAUCAACAGCAAUUUCCACAACAACAACAACAAUAUCAAUAUACAACACCAGGUCAACCAUUGGCACCACCGCCAGGCCAGUCAUCAGUUCCCCCGGCCAACCAACCAUUUUAUGCUCCUCCUCUUCCGCCAUCGAGUGGAGGCUAUUUUGAGAGCAACCUCCUCCCAAACACAAAUCUAGAGGCGAGCAAUAUUCCACCAGCUGAACCCCCUAAAUUUUAUACGCCCGCCGAAGUACCCAGCGCUCCACCAACAGCCGCCGCUGUACCACCACCCUCCACCGGUGGAGGACAGAAUAAUUUCCGUUUUACAGCCAAGAAAAAACUUUACGCUCCCAUACCAGGGCUCUCGGAACAGCAAUCGGCUCAAGCAGCAGUUUUUCCGCCCGCUGUCACAGCAACACCCUUGACGGGGACGGCAAUUCCUCCUCCCUUGCCAUAUUCAGCCAGCGACCCCUAUAGCCAACCAUCCCCCUAUACUCCCUCCUCGGAAGAGCGUAAAUCGGAAGAACGUAAAUCAGGAGGUGGUCUCUUCUCGAAAAUAACCCAACUUGCUCCCAGUGGGGUAUUGCAAAAUAUUACUGGACUAGUGCAAUCGGCUGCGGGCACCAUUACCCAGACCAUAAAUCCUGCUAGUGGCAGCCAGAACACAGGAAAUUACAACGCCUCCUCCUCCUAUGCUACACCACCUCAAGGAGGAAAUUUUGGCAUACAAUUUGAUCAACAACAACAACAACAAUUUGGAGUAGGCUAUCCUCUACCACCACCACCGGCCACAAAUUAUUUCGCGGCGCCCAACUAUUCCGGAGAACCCCAGGCCAAUUAUACACCCCCACCGCCAGCAAUCGGGGAAACCAAUCAAUCAAUUACUACUGCGCCUGCUCCAGCCCAAGCGGUGGGAUUUUUUAAUCACCAGACAGGAAACGUUCCAGCAAGUGGAGUUUUCAAUACCACUACAGCUCCUUCUCCCGCUAUUUUCGAUCCAUUCAAGCAGCCGCCCGCGGCUAGCUCUACCUCCACAACACCUCAGCCAACGCAGAGCAGACCUCCAUCUCAGCCAGGAACUACUUCUCAGGCUGGACAACAACCACCACAAUCUGUGCCAGCCCCUGCUCCCUCUGCUGUGACAUUUUUCAAUCCUCUACAAGCCGCUCCUGCAUCUGAUCCUUCUCAGGCCGGAGUUAACUUUUUCAAUCCCUCAGCAGCUCCACCAACCACAUUUGAUCCGUUCCAACAAAAACCAGCGGCAACUGAACCACCUCGGCCGCCCAGACCUUCGUCACGGCCGUAUAAUACCUUCAGUGAAGCAGUUCCUGAAGCUGGAGUUGGCGACCAGCAACAAUUGAGACCAACUUCUACCAGCAGUCAAGUGGCUUCGGAGCCACCACAACAGUUUUUCAAUCCAGCGGAAAGGUCAUCUGAAUCAGCUAGCCAACCUCUUCCAGGUGGACAAUCUACAACUCAGCAGCCACCUGUGCAAAUUUUCAAUCCUUUAUUGGCACCAGCUUCAGUUUCCUCCGAAGCUCUGCAACCACCAAGACCAGCAUCAAAUCACACCGCUGCCACCACCAGCCCCUCGUCAUCACAAGUUCCACCAACUUCUGAACAACCCUCUCAGCAACCUACUCAGCCGGGAUCUUCUUCCAAUCCAACUCCAGUUCAAUUCUUUAAUCCCUCUACUGGAGUUCAAGAGCAGCCAUUGAGACCAGCAUCCGCUUCGAACCAAAGCGAUAAAUCAGCAUUACAAGUGCCAGCUUGCACAACCGAGCACGUUUCCCAACCAGCCAUUGCUCCAGGGCCCGUACAAUUUUUCAAUCCUUUGCAGGCUGCAUUUGGAGCAGCUCAGACAGGCUUGCCACCUAGCCAAGUACCGUCCACAACAGAGCAGGUCGGACAACCCUCGCCUCAGCCUGCAGUUCAAUUCUUUAAUCCUUUGCAGGUUCCGCAGGCAGUCAAUCAGCCACCAAAUCUACCCCCCUCAAAUCAGGCAGGCCUACAUCAACCCCUGAGACCUCCAUCGGCAACACAACCAACUGCUGCUGCCGAACAACCAGCAGUUACAUUCUUUAAUCCCCUCCAGGGAGCAGUUAGUCAACCACUACAACAACCUGGAACGGGAGCUCCACCAGCUGCAAAUUUCUUCAAUCCUUUGCAAGCCACAACUGGCCUUCCUACAAAGCCUGUGGCGUUCUUUGAUCCCUCACAAGCAGGCACGGUUGCUCAACCACCACCAGCGUCAGGCGCUGGAGGUUCUACAGCAUUACCACCUCCUCCCACCGGCUCCACCUCGUUCCGCCUUCAAAAAGGCACAAAGCUCUAUAAAAAUCCAUUAACAGCCCAAGAGACUGCCCCGGUCCAGGUAUUGCCUAAUCCAGUAUUUGGUGUACCACCACCAACAACCAGUUCUGGAUUUCCAGCCGGACCCCAGGCGUUGCCACCACAAGGUCAACAGUUUUAUCCAGCCUACAAUCCAGGUUUUCCAGGUCCAGGCCUAACUUCAAUUCCAAACGUAUUUACACCUAGUUCCGAGGCCAAAAGUGUCCCCUUGUUUGCUCCAAGCAGCGCUGAAGUACCAACGGCCAAGCAAGACAGUCAUCAACAAGCAGAGCCUGCAUUGAUUGUUCCAGCUAACCAAGAAGUUGCAUCCGAGGCUUUGGAAAAAUCGGAAAAUCCAGGAGUUGUACCUACGCCCUCUCAAGUUCCCACCCAGGAGGUCAUUUCUGAAGAAGUUAAACCCCAGGAACAACAACAAGAGUCUGUAAAUCCCAAUUAUUUCUUCAAGCCAAUUGAACCGGCCGCGGAAACCCAGGAGCAUAUUGAAACAGCUUCGGAGCUUCAAGAACAUAGUGAGAACUCCUCAGUGGGACCCUCUGAAGCGGAUCAAGAAAAAUCACAUCAAAAGGAAAACUUUUUUGCCUCCAACUCCGAAAGCUCUCAGAAUUUCUUUAACCCCAUUGGACCGGUUAAAGAGAGUUCUCAGAUAGAAACUACCAAACCUUCCGAUUCCUUGGAAAAGACACUACAAAAUCUAAAUUUAGAGCCAAGCAACGUUGCAGCACCACCUGUUGUCCCUCCUCCUCCUACUCAGUUGGGACCUGGCACCAAUAAUCCCUAUCGCAGAGGUUCCAACGCUUCGGAGGCCAAUAGACCAGGUGCAAAGGUAGCUCCAAGUUUGGCCAAUUUCUUUACUCCAACCAGCGCCGUUGCUGCCGGAAGUGGUGAUUUCAAUUUCUUUGCAUCCCUACCCAGCCAGGUGGACAACAGCAACGCCGGAGCUAAUUUCUUUGGUGGACAAACGCCAGAACAGCAGCAACAACAACAAGUUGCUCCAGAAGCUUCAAACCAAGCAGGUCACUUCUUUGGAAACCCAGAACAACAGCAACAAGUUGUUCCAGACGCUUCAAAUCAAGCAGGUCACUUCUUUGGAACGCCAGCUUCGAGCACUGCACCUGUUAGCACAGAAAGUGAAUUAAAGGAACCCUCAGCCCCCUUGGAGGAAGAAGUUCAGAGUUCCCAGGAACCCUCAACACCAUAUCCCCCGGAAAACACCUCUGGUCCAGCUUUUCCAGCAUUACCCACACACCAAGCCGGUGUGUUACCCAUUGCUUGUGAAGCUCUCAAGGAGGAAAAUAAACAGGAAACGUGUCCCGCUCCCUCAGGACCCAUUGGUUUUGAAAGUUUUAACCCAACGGCGUCUGGCCAUAGUCAGCAGGGUACCUCAACACCCAAUUUCUUUGAUACAAAUCAGCAACAAACCACAUCACAGAUUGCACCACCAACAGGUUUUGAAAAUCCAAACGCCACACCGGCAGCACAACAACAGACGACAGAGCCCUCAGCCGGCAACAACACCAACAACAACUUUAGUAACUUUUUCAAUCAAUCUGUAGCUAGUUCCGUUAGUGUACCACUAGACAACACGUGUUCUUCAUUCUUUGACAACUUUGGUGGACAAGAACAGCAGCAGACUUUCAAUACCUCGACGACAACAGCCAACCAAGCUUUGGCCAACGAAGAACAGCGCAUUCAAAACUUCUUCAACAAUCCCCCACCCAAAGACGCCGAUCACGCAGGUGAUUUAAAUUACGAUCUGGUACACAGUGGUUUGGCCAUACGUAAUCUACAGCAGCGCUCAUUGCUGACGCCCAUUUCCAAUUUGGUUGAACCACCCUCAUCGGCGUGUUCGGAAUUUUCCACACUUAACGCAUCGGAGACCUCAAUUGUACGAGAGGAUAAUAAAAAUUCCCAGUUGGAAGUGGUGCCACCGCCACCAACUACCACAUCGACAUCGUCGACAACAACAACAGCUGACGCUUCAGCCAACAAACAUUACGAGGAAUUACCCGAGGAAAUUCUCAAAGAGCUAAGAAUGGCCAAUUUAUUGCAAAGUGACAAGCCUCCCACACCUGUGGCGGGGACGUCCUACAAGCCAGCUGUCAAACAUUGGUUCUACAAGCGUACCCUUGAUGCCAAACAAGUUUGGGUGCCCUUCAGCCACUAUGACUCGGCUUUGUUGGAAACCAGUCUCUCAAUGGAGGGAGAAGAUAAACCCGAAGUUGUGGCCGUUGAAGGUGGCCGCUAUGAUGUCUACAUCAAGGAACGUCUCAAGCGCAGUGUCUACUGGGAAAGUGAACCCAUCGAGGUGAGACGUUGUUCAUGGUUCUACAAAGCAGUCGAUUCCAAAUAUAUACCCUAUGAAGAGAGCACCGCCGACGUCCUGGAGGGCGAAUAUAAACAGGCAGCCGAAAGUGGGGUGUGGCAUAAAACCAUAAUAUUGGGUAUGGGCGAACAGGUGGUGUUCCAUGGUCCCACGGUUAUUGUACACUUCCAGCAACAACAAAAUCAAGAUGCCUGGGGUGGUACAACGCAAACAACCACCAGACCGCGAGUGGUGAAGCGGGAUCUUGACGACUUCAAUAUUGCCCAGGGUGAAUCCCAGAAAGUGGAUCAUCUACUCUUCAUGGUUCAUGGCAUUGGUUCGGCCUGUGAUUUGAAACUGAGAUCGGUAGAGGAAGUUGUUGAAGAUUUCCGCACCAUUGCCCAUCAAUUGGUCCAGUCGCAUUACAAAAAUUCCGCCGAUUUGGGUUUGGUGGGACGCGUUGAAGUCCUGCCCAUAUCAUGGCACAGCCACCUGCACUCCAUCGAAUUGGGCAUCGAUGAGAAAUUACGUUCCAUUACCUUGGAAUCUAUACCGAAAUUGCGCAACUUUACCAACGACACUCUGCUGGAUAUUCUCUUCUAUACCAGUCCCACAUUCUGUCAAAGGAUUAUGAAUUCAAUUGUAAUGUCGCUAAAUGACAUCUACAUGAAAUAUCGUCAAAGGCAUCCUGAUUUCAGUGGUGGCGUUUCCUUGGCUGGCCAUAGCUUGGGAUCAUUGAUACUUUUCGAUUUGCUGUGUCAUCAAAAUCCCAUCAAAGAAAGUGAAGAAAAGAAUCUCGAAAAUCCCGAUCAACAAUUUCUUAGCCAAGGCAAUUUGGCAACAGAUAGCAAUCAACAAUUGGAAGCAAAAUCGAUUAGUUAUACCAUGGGUCCAGCUGGCACUGGACAACCGUUCAUCAAUUACGGGCAAUUGAUCUUUCAGCCCAAGAAAUUCUUUGCCCUUGGCUCGCCCAUAGGUAUGUUUGUCACCAUUCGUGGCAUUGAUAAGCUUGGCCUGGACUUCCGUCUACCCACAUGUCCCGGUUUCUAUAACAUUUUCCAUCCCUAUGAUCCGGUUGCCUAUCGCAUUGAAGCUUUAGUCAAUCCUGAUUUAAGUGGCGUACGCCCCGUCCUAAUACCCCAUCACAAGGGACGCAAACGCAUGCAUUUGGAAUUGAAGGAGACUAUGGCGCGUGUCAGCACAGAUUUGAAGCAUCGUUUCUUGGAUAAGUUCAAAAACACAUUAGAUAGUGUCAACUUCUUUGGACCCCUGGCCAAGUCGAAAAAGGAAACGGAGGAAAUGAUGGAGAAGGAAGUGCAAAAGGUCAUUGAAAUGCAAAUGCAAAUGGAACGUCAAGGCAGUGGCGGCAGCCAACAACCAUCGCAAUCACAAACGCCCAAUCAAGAUCACCUAUCCCCAGGUGAUGAGCCACAGCAAAGUAGCAGCAGUAGUCAACAAUUGCCAUUGCCGUCACAUGCCCCGCCACGUGCACGCACCGAUUCUGUGUCCACGGCCAUAUCCGAUGACAUGGUUGAAAUAGAUUUCCCCCUGGGCAAAUUAAACGAUUCGAAACGUAUUGACUAUGUGCUGCAGGAGGCACCGCUGGAAUUCAUUAAUGAGUAUAUUUUUGCGCUCAGCAGUCAUGUGUGUUAUUGGGACUCUGAGGACACCAUACUCUUUGUUAUGAAGGAAAUUUAUUCUGGUCUUGGCAUCAGUCCCGAUAGCCAAGUACCCCAGCAAACAAUGACAAUUGAACGUCCUAGUUCUCGUAAUAGUUUAUCACAAUCAUAGAAUUGAAAUUAAAUACUUUGUAAACUUAUUUCUUCUUUAAUUUUUGUCACCAUAUAUAUACAUAUGUCGUCGCCUCUAAGUGUUGUUUAUUAAUAUUUGACUUUAUUUGUGCAUUAUUUGUUAUAUCGAUUUGAUAGAAAUAACGAAAA